Boleophthalmus pectinirostris (great blue-spotted mudskipper) is the source of this 6639-nucleotide messenger RNA. It is a transcript of the gene prr18, whose product is annotated as proline rich 18. Lineage: Eukaryota; Metazoa; Chordata; Actinopteri; Gobiiformes; Gobiidae. Bases 899 to 1660 code for a protein of 253 amino acids. The record is from RefSeq and is a predicted model, not a curated record. The transcript has a single exon.
GUAUCAGUCUAUAUGGCACUCAAGCAUUCACAUGGGUUUAAUUGACAUUUUCUACAACACUGACUAAAGCAAUCAAAGCAUGUCAUUGUUGUCAGCUCAAGGACAGACAUUACCACGGGCACGUUAUAGGGUUAUGAGCUUAAGAAUAGUCAUUAUACAUACCAUGAUACAUUCAUUCAUUCACACUCAUAUUUUUGUAUAUUAUUUUCUAUUUGGAAAUGUAUUAACUUUUGGUCUCUUUGGGCCCUGUCUAAUAACUAAAUAGCUCUACCUCAGGUCAAUACAUGCUCGGAUUGACACAAGACCUGUAUCAUAAAAGAGCCAGCAAGUGCACAUUAAAGACCAUCUUUAAAAAUAAUAUAAUUUAUGUGAAUUCGUCAAGUUACAUGCAUGACAGUUAAUUAAAAGUAGCCUACGUUUUUAAUGUCGUCAUAAGUUACUGUAAAACCAAACACAGGUCAAGACUGAAGCUGUUCCAUUCAUGUUAGUCUAGUUUAUUUUAUGUUUUUCCCCAACUUUGGAAAGAUGCUUUAAUCGUUUAUUUAGGGCAUUAAUUCUAGCUACAAAGUGAAAUGUCACCGAGACCCUCUUAAUGACAGCUCCAUGUGUAUUAGAGUGGGAGGAGAUAUCUGAACCUGAUGAAAUGACAUCAUGCGCUUUUUCAUGGCUUUGUUUGGUGCUCCCCGUGACCACGCCUUCCUGCCGGCGCGUCCAUAAACGCCGGGAGUCGCGCGUGAGUGUUCACCAGUUGAAUCGCAGUCGAGUACUGACAGGUGCACCGUGCCCUGCCCCUGUCACUCUCGGAUAAUGAACUGUUUGGCACGUCUCGUCGCAGGGCUUCCUCUUCAGCACUUUGGACAUUUACUUCUGACCUGAUUUCUUCCAGACGCACGCAAAAAUGCCUUUUCCGCCUAUCAGCUUGCAUCAGCGGAUCUCUUCUCCUGGCAGGGAUUUAUUCGGGAAGAAGAAAACCAGCGCCGUGCCUCCUCAAUCUGAGCUCACCAGCAAAUCCGGAGCAGAUAAGGUGUCCGAAAAGGAGAAGCAACCAUCCUCCUGGACAUCCGCAAAUUUACGCAAUCUCGGGAGAAAACCUCAACAGGAGAAGAGCAAAAGUCCAGUUCAGAAACAGGACGAGCCUCAGGGAAAAUGUUCGUGGCUGGCUGUACCCAAACCUCAGGAACAACCAUGCGAAGUGGUGAGACGCUCUACUUCUAUGGACUCAGCUAAACAACAACAGGGCAAGGACGAAGCCAAGAAGGACAUUCAGUUUACUCUCAGUCUGACCCCAGAAGCCAUACUCGUUAUUCAAAAACGCAACCUGGAAAAGCAAAUGAUGGCCAAGCAGCAAAAGUGUUGCGCCGCAGCGGACUUUAGGCACAGGCGAGUGUUCCCCUCCAAAAAGACGCAAGGGGGAGGCAAAGGAUGCGUCCCCAGCGCGUGUAAACCGGACCCCCUAGAACAGGACAUUACAGCUAUAGUUAAAAUCUCACUUUUAAAUGAUCAGUAUAAGUACGAUGAUGUGGAGUAUGAAGAUGAAGACGGGGAUGUGGAUGAGACAGUGGUGAGAAAAUGUAAAGAGUGGCUGAAAGGGGUCGAAAACGCUGCUGCUUUGGGGAAAGUGGACAAACUAUCAGCACUUCCGCACCUUAAAGGAUGCUGACACCUGAUACUCGGAGUCUUUUGUUUAUCUAUGGACUUUGCAUAAUGCCUCCUGUAAUGGAAUCUUAAUUAGAGACUCAAAAUAUGUGUGCGUAAAAGAAAGACUGGUUCCAAGAAUUAAGUGUCAGAUUGUCUUUUAAAACAAAAACUAUUAAUGCAAGAAAUGCGUAAUUCUGCACCCAAAUAUUGUUGUGUGCGCUUCUUAAGGAGGGUAUUUGUUUGCCUAUAUGUUUCUUACAAUUUAAACACCUUAAUAAUAUUGUCCUUUGCACAUGUUUUUGUUGUCAGAGGGGCGCAUGUGGAUUGGCUCCCGUAAAAAAAAAAACCCCGAAAAAAAAAGAAAAAAAACAAAGACGUGAGUUGGGAUGCGUCCCUUUGUGCUGGAGACAAAGCAGCUCUUUACGCGCCUGCCUCUGAAACCAAACGUUAUUGUUGACUUUCUUCCCUGAUCAUAAGAGGGGUCUAUGGAUUUCUCAGUAAUGUACAGUAUUUAAUAUUGACCAAAUAUUUGUACUGUCACUGCUGAAUAUUUUUUGCCUUUUGAAGUAAAAUGUUUUGUAAUUAUUUAAACCAAAAGUCUGUUGUAGUUUUUGAUUCCUCUACAUUUGUACUCCCGGGUGAUUUUUAAAGGACCUUUGUUGUCAUUGUGGCUACCUGGGGCCAUUUGGGCAUUAGUUGACUAAGCUUCUUAGAUUUCCUGUUAAGCAGGGUUGACCAGAGCGUGGUAGUGCCAAGGUAUAUGAUCCCGUUAGGAAAUUAGCUUCAGUCCUCUUUACGAUGGCAAUAUCCCAAACUACUACCACUGUGCCAUAUGAGUUAUUUCAUUGUAAAUAGGAAAUAAGAAACUAGUUUAUUACGUAAGCAGCUAUUAUCUAUCCAUAAGCUCAAUGAGAAGAGCUGGAGGCAGCAGAGGUCUGGAAACAGGCCUGUGUGUGAAGAACAAUAAAGCUGGAGUUUAUUGUAUUCUGUAACUUAGUAACAGUCUUUUAUUUCUGAGCCACACAGACAGGGGAAUGUUAGACAAAAGUUAGAGCACUUCACUCACUGCAAUGGUAAGACAAUUUUACAUCAUUUUUACAGUUGAAAUGUUAGAAAUUAUUUUCUAAAUAAAAGUUGUGGUUAUAAUUUUCCAAAGGUAUUGAAGAUAAUCGGGCCCUAACAUCGAUGUGUUAAAAUGUUGCCUUUAGGUGGUCACCGAGCUGUUUCCAUUAAAAAGGUACAGUCUUGAUGUAUUGACAUUUCUCAUGGCAGCAAAGUGGAUUGUUUAGUCAUACAUUUAAACUUAUAGCCUAUUACUUCAUCCCAGUCAUGACUAUAUUUGUUUGUGUACAAUUUAGGUAUAGUGGCAGUAAUAAACCAAACCAGAACUAUAUUCCUUUUCCAUAGCACUCUUUUAUAUCUUCCAGUGGUAAAAAUCUUGAAUAUAAUAACUAUAUUAACUUCUUUAGUCGUUGCACUAUUGCAUUGGAUCACAAAAUCUUUUAUCUAACUACAUCAAUAACCUGUUACUAAACUGAAUGAAUUUUGGUGACCACUUGGAAUGGCAGUUUCUGACUUAGAAACUUCUUUUUUAACCAUCAUGCGAAUACACUCAUAAAUCAAAACAAAAAUGAAACUUUAAUAAAAGCACGAGGCACUUUUUAUGAUAUACUGCUAAACUGUCUCAAAAUAAUCUUUUAAAAAACUGUAACUUUUAAUGUAACGUAAAGGAUGAAGUUCCACAUUGUUUACAUUGAGCUUCUCCUCUUGAAUAGAUGUUAUCCGUGGUGUCACAUAGAGCUGUAUUGUGAGUGUCUGGGGUCAUGUGUGGGGUUGUACAGUGUGUACCAUCCUCUGAUCGCUUCAUCAGCUACUGCUUUCAUCUCAAACUUGUGUAAUCCUUUUGACUCGAAGUCGUGUUUAUUUGCCUCCAACACUGUGAUCUCUCAACACUGACAGUAAACAGUCUGUGUGACUGACUUAAAUGUUAUUUUACUAUCAUCAGUUGCUCUUCACAAAGUCAACCUGCUAAAGUGACAACAUUAAAAAGAGCAUAACAAUACAGAAAAAGAAAUACACUUAUGACAUUUGUUGCCUAGUAUCAUCCAACCACUAGGUGUCAGCAUAGUUUUGAUUUUACUUGUCCCAAGCCAGUAUAAAUGAGGAUGGUGGAGUCAGUAGAGAUCAUGGAGAAGUUGUUGCUUUGCCUGAAAAGUUCCACCAUUUGGCUUUAAAGUUCUCUAAUUAAAGGAUUUCUGAGUAGUAAAUGUUAUUGCCACACUGUGAUACAUUAAUGGCAAAGGAGUAACAUCUCCAUGGCCAUAAGCAGUGGUGCAUCAGAACCAAGAAAAAGUUACACUCAAAAAGUUGAUUUCAAAAACAUGUUGCUUUUACUGCAUUAUUAUCAUGUUGCCAUUCAAAUAAAUAAGAACUAUCCCUUUAGCUCCUUUCAUUAUAGCUCCAGACUCUGGUCCACCUCCUCACAAUGUCCCAGCCAAAAUGACGUCCCACAGUGAGACAGCAGUUUUGUCCUGUCCAGAUUUACAGUGUCGUUGGACACAGAUCUGCUCAGUCACUGAUACCGUCCCGGGACAGACCGUUCCCUUUACUGCGCUCGGCCAAUAUCUCUGUGGUAACACGACUGAUGCAUUCUCUGUCUUUUGUAAAAAUGUGUACGCUUCCUGAAGACACACGGCCCAUAAACCUGCUGUAAUUGUGUAGAGGAAAUGAGGCAUUUCCCAGAAGGGGGCAAAGACAGGGUGACAUAUCGAGGAGACCAUUUAAAGCGAAACUUGUUUGUUUUGUUUUGCAUUUUUAAGCUUGUCUGGAUAAUGGCAGACACGACUAAGCUGUACUCUUCAGCUUAGAUGACAAGAUGACUAACUGAAAUAUUUAACACUUAUCAUCACACUUAUGUCAUUUGGCAAUAAAUCGUCUAUUGUAUUAUCUAAUCCACCUUUAUUUGUUAAGUACAUUUUACCAACAAGUCUCCAAAGUGAUACACAAAGAACAGAACAUUUUAAAAUGUAUAUUCAAACAAUAGUGGACCUGUUUUCACUAACUUUUUCCUUUUGUGGGGUCAUCACAUCAUCUGCUUUGUAACAUGCAGUAACUUUUAUCAUUAAAACAUGCACCAUAGACUAAUCCUCCAAUUGGGUAAACCUGCUCAAAUCAAAAUCUGGAUGUUGCACCAUGACUGCACACUGCUCCAAUGUCACUGGGUCAAAUUUCACUGAAGGCACAAUGAACUAUACCUUAAGUUUGUAUACAUUUGGCAUGACACCGGUUCCCCUGACACAUUUUUUUGUACAAUACUUGAUGCAAUCCAACAAGCUUUAGUGAGUGUGUUAUGUAAGAGACCAACACAACUUUUUAAAGUUCCUUACACAAUGUUGGCGUGGUGUGGAUUUUGAGCUCAACAGAAGAGGUAAACAAAGAAACUGAAUCAAAGAUAGAGAUUUAUAUUAUGGGUGUAACGAUAUCCAAGUCUCACGAUACUAUAUCGUCACAGUAUGAACCUCACGGUACGAUAUUUAUUGCAAUAUCAUGGGAAAGCUCACGAUAUGGUGGGGAGGCUCAUCAUGAGGGAUGUAACAAUAUCCAAAUCUUUCUGUAUGAUAUUUUCAUGAUAUACAUUUCACGGUACAAUAUUUAUUGCAAUAUUCUGUGGAGGCUAAAAAAAUGGUUAAUAUGCUACUUUUUCUUCUUAAAAUGCCUUGACAAGGCUUAACCCAACGAACUAAGUCUUAAAAGUGAUUAGAGCUGUUAUUUCUUCUUGUAGUCUACACUGAAAUGGAGCAAAGGAUCAUGGUCUAUGUAGGUCCCUCUGUUCUUUUUAGCUAUUGCUGCACCAUAACUCUUAAUUUAAGCAAAGAGACUUGUAAUUAGAUAUAUUGUGAUGGUCCAUGAUAUUAUCGUGAGAACUUUGACGAUACGAUAUCACAAUAUUUCAGUUAUUGUUACAUCCUUAAUUUAUAUACUUGAUAUUUACAGAUUUGCUCUGUCACUGAACCAGGACAGGUCCUCUCUGUUAGUUCGAACUUUAUCUGUUGUUAUCCACACGUCACCUGCAUCACAUGGAGUAGAAUCAUUUUUAAUGUACUGAAUAUUUAAAUGACAUUAAAAUCCCAGUGUUUCUCGAACUGUGGUACACAAGUUUUUUUCUGCAGUUGCCAUUUUAUCUGCAUGUCUUUUAUUGUUUAGAAAUACUGUAGCAAAGUCCAGUUUGGGACCUAGUUUGGCCCUAAUUUACACCUACAAUAGUCCUGCUGUAGACCUGGUUUGGAUGGAUCUUGUGUUUUUUGUAAGUUAAAAUAUUUUCUUAUAUGUUACUUGGUGAACUACUCCUCUACUACCUGUUAAGGCUAGACUUCCGCUUUUACUAUUACUACUAAACGCUUUUACUAUUACUACUAAACCUUUCCCACUAUUAUCAUUACCCAGAUGUCACGAUGCCAUGCCAAGUGUAAUUUUCAUGCUUAAUCCCUGUUGGCAUGCCUGUCACUGUCAAGCGCUUUCUCCAUCUUGCAUGAUUAGAGCUACAUUGUUUUGAUCCUCUCCUCUUUAUUUACAACAAGUCGACAUCCGGCCUGUGAUGUCACUAAAAUCUGUUCCCAAAACUUCCCGUCACAACAUCUGCCCAGUGUCAUUACUGCUCCUUCAUCCCACCACUUGAUCAGAGCAGAUUAACUCGAGCCAGUGCUGGCCAAUAGCAGAUCUAUGCAGGCUGUGGAUCAGAGCACCACUAACAAACAGAGAUGGCAAGUUGAAGUUUAAAUAGUACGGUGAUCACCAGUGUCUCUAAUACCAAAAUAAUAUUGUGUAAUUUUCAACAGGUUGCAAGUUUUGAGUAUGAUCUGUGAAUAUUUUUGGAGUUUGAAACUAUAAAUGAUUUGUUAAAAAAUAAGUAAUGUAAUCAAAUAGUAAAGAAAAGCACAAACAUUAAAAAAUAAAUCAAUAAAUAAUAGAAAAAGAUUUUGAACCAAUUAUUACCAUUUCAGC